This is a messenger RNA of Cryptosporidium muris RN66, 1128 nucleotides long. RefSeq names its product retinol dehydrogenase family protein. The record is from RefSeq and is a predicted model, not a curated record. Lineage: Eukaryota; Apicomplexa; Conoidasida; Eucoccidiorida; Cryptosporidiidae. Bases 1 to 1128 code for a protein of 375 amino acids. The transcript has a single exon.
AUGUCUUUUUUAAUAUUGGUAUAUGUACUUUUGCGAUCUCUGUUCUCUGAACCAGCUGUACGCAGCUUUUGUUUUUUGUUAGCAAGCUUAAAAGUGCCAUUUAUUAUAUAUUAUCUUGAUAUUUAUACCUUUCCAUAUUUAACGACUAAAAUAACUAUCUUGGUAUAUAUUGGAUACAGUGUAUUUAUUCUGGUUAUAUGUCGUAAAAUUGCACAAGGUAAAAAUUUACCACAAGAUAUACUUUCUAGAAACGACAUUAUGGACAACAAAAUAGUGAUUAUUACAGGUAGUAACUGUGGGAUUGGCUAUGAAACUGCAAAACAGUUAGCUAUAUGGGGAGUUUCUAAAUUAAUUAUGUGUUGUAGAGACAUGGAGAAAGCAGUAAAAGCAAAAGAUUUAAUUGUUAAGUUUUCUGGCAUAAUGGAAAGUAAAAUUGUAGUUAUUGAGUGUGAUUUAUCUGAUUUACAUAGUAUAGAUAAGGCUGCACAGGUAAUUAUGGGAGAAGUCCAAAAAGUAGAUAUAUUAAUAAAUAAUGCAGGGAUAAUGAGUUGUCCCUAUAAACUAUGUAACAAUUUGGAGUUGCAAUUUAUGACAAACUAUUUAGGGCACUUUUAUCUGACACAAAAAUUAUUACCACUCAUAUUAAGUUCUAAAGCCAGAAUUAUCAACUUAUCUAGUAUUGCUCAUUUAGCUGCUUGGAGUGGCUUUAAUAUUGAAAAAGUGCAAAAUAUCAAAUGUGAGGAUUAUUCACCUUCAUACUCUUAUAGUAUUAGUAAGAUUUGCAAUAUCUACUUUACAAGGGAAUUGCAGAAGCGAUAUGGUAAACUAGGAGUUAACGCAUUUUCCGUUCAUCCUGGGUGUGUCUUUACAUGUUUAUCACGUCAUAUUGAUGAAUACUAUUCUAUACCCUGGAGUCUAUUUAUAUAUAUAAUUAAGUUAUUCUUUAAAACAGCCAAAAGCGGAGCUCAAACUACAUUAUACUGUUGCACUACACCUCUAUAUAAUUUGGCUCCUGGAGCCUACUACUCUGAGUGCAAUGUUUCAGUUUCUAGCCCAAUAUCCCUAGAUAUGCAUGUGUCGGAAGAAUUAUGGGAUAUCAGUGAUUCACUUUGCAAGAAAAUAGUAUAA